ACGGUGGGGCGGAUGACUCUAGAAAGGAAGGUGAGCCCCCACUAGUCAGUCACUAGAAGCAUCUUCAAGAAUUUUACAAGCAAGCAAGCGCAUAAUCUCUUCUCAACUCAACUGAACCUUACACUUGAGAGAGCAUCCAUGGCGGUUACAUUUUCUGAUCUACACACAGAGCAAGGUCUCAAAACCCUCGAGGAACACCUUGCCGGAAAUUCCUACAUCUCCGGCGAUCAGCUUUCGUUGGAUGAUGUGAAGGUUUACGCUGCCGUAUUGGAGAAGCCAGGAGAUGGCUUUCCCAAUGCUAGCAAGUGGUACGAUAGCAUUGCUUCCCACCUCGCUAAAUGUUUUCCCGGGAAAGCUGUCGGAGUGAGAGUUGGUGGUGGUGUUGCUCCAUCUGAAGAAGCUCCGCAGACUGAGGCACCUGCUGCUAGAGCUGAUGAUGAUGGUAUAGAUCUUUUCGCUGAUGAAACAGAAGAUGAGAGAAAAGCUGCAGAGGAGAGAGAAGCUGCUAAGAAGGACACUAAGAAGCCUAAAGAGAGUGGAAAAUCUUCUGUGCUUCUGGAAGUAAAGCCAUGGGAUGAUGAAACCGAUAUGAAGAAACUAGAAGAAGCUGUGCGUAGUGUUCAGAUGCCAGGUCUUACGUGGGGAGCUUCGAAACUGGUACCGGUUGGUUACGGGAUAAAGAAACUCACAAUCAUGAUGACAAUCGUUGAUGACCUUGUGUCUGUGGACAACCUCAUUGAAGACCAUCUCACCUCAGAACCUAACAAUGAGUACAUCCAAAGUGUUGACAUUGUCGCUUUUAACAAGAUCUAGAGACUACAAAACCCUUCCACAUGAAAAGAUAUCGAGUGUCCAGUUUGGUGUUCAGGCCUAAUCUUGUUGUGUUUUCAUAUGGUUUGAUAUGAGGCCUAGAGUCUUUCCUUUUAAGUUCUAAGACCAACUUUGGAGUUGAAAACGAGUCGGUCUUAUUAAGUUCUUGUCUUGUUGUCUUUAAGGUGAAUUUGCUGUUAAAACUAUGUUGGGCUUCGUAACAUCAAGAUUACAAAACAAACUGUGUAAUAAAAUACUAUUGAAUAUAUUGGUCUUGGGCUAAA
Capsella rubella is the source of this 1094-nucleotide messenger RNA. RefSeq names its product elongation factor 1-beta 1. Bases 139 to 813 code for a protein of 224 amino acids. The record is from RefSeq and is a predicted model, not a curated record. Gene Ontology annotation, cellular component: cytosol; eukaryotic translation elongation factor 1 complex. Gene Ontology annotation, biological process: translational elongation. The transcript has 6 exons. NCBI's taxonomy places the organism in Eukaryota, Viridiplantae, Streptophyta, Magnoliopsida, Brassicales, Brassicaceae. Gene Ontology annotation, molecular function: guanyl-nucleotide exchange factor activity; translation elongation factor activity.